UUCAAAGUGCUAAACCAGAACUAGUGGUCCAGUAUCUUUUGGAUUCUCUAGUGCUACCUCUUAUAACCCUCAUAGGAGUGUAUUGCUGGAGAAGCACAAAAAGUAUAGACCGCUGGCUGCUGCUGGCUUGCACAGACCAGCCGAGCGCACUUUCCACUCAGAAUGUCAUCGUUCAGAUCAAAUCGAAUAUUAUCCUGGGUCUAAACCGUACUUGCGACGCAUUUCAUUUGUAGCAGGGACUUGUGCGCAGGCAUCCCUACCAAGAUACGAACGACCUCCAAGUUUGAUGACAGUCUUCGAAUCGGUUUGACCUUUCAGCUGAAGUGGAAUUUUCCGCUCGUUGACCGGAUGCUCUUAUCACUUGUUGCGCUUGACGUGGACCAGAACUGUAGGCCUUGAGCUCUUCGGUCCCUGUCGACAGAAAGUUGCAGCCUUCGUAUAGAUAGCCCCUGGGCUUAAGAUGGCAGGCGUCCAGCAGAUGGGAGUACCAUAUGAAACAGAUGCCAGCAAUAUUAAGAUCGGAGGGGGCAGCGCAGCACGAACUGAGGACAGGGACUAUAUCGAGCCAGAGCCACAUCUUCUGUGGACUGUCGAUGAAUUCUAUAAUUGGUCGCUCUAUAGAGCUGCCAUCGCUGAGUUUAUUGCCACUCUCCUCUUCGUGUACAUCGGCGUUUCUGCUGCCAUUGGAAAUGGCCGUACCAGACCCGAUGGAGUCGGAGCUCUCGGUGUUGCAUGGUCUUUCGGAGCCACCAUAUUUGUGCUUGUCUACUGCACAGCUGGUGUUUCAGGAGGAUACACUAACCCCGCAGUUACUUUGGGACUACUUCUGGGUAGGAAGCUUUCAGUUCCUCAUGCUUUCAUCUACAUGAUUGCCCAGAUGGCCGGGGGUAUAUGUGGAGCAGGACUCGUGAAGGGAUUGCAGAAAACUCCAUUCCAGGUGCUGGGCGGCGCGACGAAUACGGUCAGUGCAGAUUUCAGCAUCUGCACUGGUCUUGCAGCAGAAGUCAUGGGAACUUUCUUCCUCGUUUACGUGGUCUACUCUGCUACUGAUGCUAAGCGUAAAGCCAGGGACUCGCAUGUGCCGGUGCUCGCCCCAUUGCCCAUCAGGCUUGCAGUCCAUCUGGCGACCAUUCCAUCACUGGCUGUGGAAUCAAUCCUGCACGAAGCUUCGGCCCGGCUGCUCUGUGGAGCCACCAGCAAGCUUGGGAUGACCAGUGGAUCUUCUGGGUCGGUCCUUUCAUCGGAGCUACCUUGGCUGCCGCCUAUCACCAGUUCGUCAUCCGUGCUUUGCCGCUAGGAUCACACUUCCUGUUCCCGACCAUGUCCAUGUCCGGCUCCAUGAGCAUUUCAGGGAGAAAACGUGAAACCAAGCUCUCAGGGUGAGGUCGAAAAUACCAAGGACAGUAUAUCUGCUGACAACAAAAUGUGAAGCUCAGGCUCAGGCUCGAGUACGUAGGCUGAUCUGAAGCUGCACGUACCACUCUACUGUAAAUAACAUCGAAGAGGUUCUCAUACAUAGUCAGGGAGAAACCACGCUCUGUAGAUUCAGCAUCAACAAGGGUAAAACCUCAUAUCAUCUUUUUGCAGAGGACUAGGAUUACCAUCCGCAAUUGCGGAUGGUGAUCCCAGUAGUAAUCCCUCGCAAAAAAAGCUCCAAUUGAAAGCAUCUGUCUCGCCCAGAUAUUGUGUUCUCUCUCGGCUUAUUGCCCCCGAAAAGGUAUUGACUGCUUUCGCUUCGGGUCGCAAGAGGGCUUUUAAACGACAUUCGGAAGGGAAACUUGAUGCACAAGGCAAGAUCAUAUACUGACUCACGCCGACAAACUUACUCCCGUACAUCUCUUUCAUUAGAAGUAGAAUAAGCGAAAUUCAGUAUACGCGGCAUGAACUUGCCUUGAGAAGCAGUUGGAGCAAUCUUCGAUCCCAUUGCCACAGGUAUGCAGUGGGUAAGAUCCAGUAGAGUAACUCUCUGAUGCUUACAUGACAAAAACAAAACGAUUAUAUUUAUAUUUCAUGUCUAUCCCUGAAUGUAGUGAUACGAAAUGUCAAGGUAGUUAAGUUUGUAACUACCUAUAGCCCA
This is a messenger RNA of Marchantia polymorpha subsp. ruderalis, 2077 nucleotides long. NCBI's taxonomy places the organism in Eukaryota, Viridiplantae, Streptophyta, Marchantiopsida, Marchantiales, Marchantiaceae. The record is from the annotation of a GenBank genome assembly.